Labrus bergylta (ballan wrasse) is the source of this 1463-nucleotide messenger RNA. RefSeq names its product INO80 complex subunit C (gene ino80c). Gene Ontology annotation, cellular component: Ino80 complex. NCBI's taxonomy places the organism in Eukaryota, Metazoa, Chordata, Actinopteri, Labriformes, Labridae. Gene Ontology annotation, biological process: chromatin remodeling. The record is from RefSeq and is a predicted model, not a curated record.
AAGAAUCCAUGUACAUCCGGAUUCAGUUUUGUUUACCACUUUUGGUCACCACGGUGCACGGCUACUGUUAAAUGUUUUGAAAGAAAGCCGCAUAUACCUAUCACAGAUGGCAUCUCAGAUCCCCAUAACAGUCAGAGCGCAGCCGGCAGCUGCCAGCUGUGCCGCUAACCGGGGGAAGAAACGUCCCGGUAGUCCGGCGGUUUCUGCCGCUGCACAGACCACCGGGGGCAAGAAGAAGAAAGGACAGCUGACAACAACACCAACAUCCCAAACACAGGUGGCAGCUGAGGAGUCUGUGACUGAGGUAAAGACAACAGGAGCAGUAGACAGCAGUCCAGCUGUCCCCACAGAGUCCACAGCAAAGCCUCCUCCAUUCAAAGACCCCGCAUUUACGCAUUCUGGGAUUGGAGGAGCAGCAGCAGGUAAAAAGAACAGGACCUGGAAGAAUCUCAAGCAGAUUCUGGCUUUGGAGCGGAUUUUACCCUGGAAGCUCAAUGACCCCAACUACUACAACAUUGAAGCCCCUCCCUCCUUGUUGCCAACAAAGAAGUAUUCUGAUAUUUCUGGACUCCCUGCAAACUACACAGACCCUCAGACAAAACUACGCUUCACAUCCUCUGAGGAGUUCUCCUACAUCCGUCUCCUUCCCACGGAUGUUGUCACAGGCUACCUGGCACUGCGGAAGGCGACUUGCAUCGUACCCUGAAGGCUGAGCAAGGCCUGAAACCUGAAACAGGUUUCACACCAGACUAGAAGCUGUUGGACCAGCCAGAAGAUUUUGGGAGCAAAGGUUGCUCCCAGAGUGGCAACCAAGUUGUCAAAACCAACGCAAGGAAGAUGAAUUGAAGUCCCACACUGGCCGCUGCUUAACAUUCACACUGCUGGUUGACUGAAGGCAAUUUCAUAGUUGUUGCUGUUUAACAAUUAAGUGGACCAUUUGUAAACAUAUAUUUUAUAUGUUCUGUUCCUUUGAGUGGCGGCUUCUUCCUGAUUGAGUGAUGAGACAGUGUUUACUGGAUGAUGAUUUAAUGUCACAGCCAGAGAAAGAACAUCCAAAAGUUGUUAAGGUUCAUUCAAGUUUCAGCUAUAAGAUUCUCUUUAGUUUGUUUGUUGAAUCACAUUUCCCAUUAUCCUUGAUGAUUUUUCGCAGUAUAGUAUUUUUUAUAAAUACUGGGGCAAGUUUGGGAGCUUGGGUUGGAUUUGCUCCAGUGAAAUCCUCAAGGACAUAAUUGUUCCUCCAAUACUUAAACAUUACAGGCUACAAGGCCCUCUUGUGGUUAAACUGUUACUACGCAGUUGAAAAGUUUUUUUUUUUUUUUAAAUUUCAAAUUGAAUUAUACUGUUUUAAGUAAAGUAGCAAAUAAAAAGAUAAAAUCAUUUUUUUAAGUUUAAUUCCAGUGUCUCCCUGUCAUCUAAAUGUUCUUAGAAGCAUCUUUUAAAUAAAAAAAUGUUCUCGGCUGAAA